Messenger RNA from Colletotrichum scovillei, 609 nucleotides. RefSeq lists its product as uncharacterized. Lineage: Eukaryota; Fungi; Ascomycota; Sordariomycetes; Glomerellales; Glomerellaceae. Bases 1 to 609 code for a protein of 202 amino acids. The transcript has 2 exons. The record is from RefSeq and is a predicted model, not a curated record.
AUGCCAGCCCGUCAGAAGCAGGGCCAUGCCAUUCCCGCCGUCCCCGAAUGGCGCCGCCGCGGUGCCACCAUUUACCUCAAGGUGAACCUGAAUUGGGAGGGAAACGACCUGACAUUCCCUUUUGUGGAUGUGAAGGGGGCGUCCUUCCAGGCCUCCAUCAAGUACGACUUGGCUGAGAAUAUCACCAUCGAAUACGCCAAAGGGCUUCUCUCCACCAGUUGGGACAAGGUGGAGCUUAGCCGCCUCGCAAAGGCCAACAACUCCCUGAUGGUGUACUGGUGCCGAAAUGCCCGGCUCAAGUCCCUGCGACACGAGGCCCGAUACCCCAACCCGCGAAGCCCAAGGCCCGAUCCCGCCUCUCUGCCGUCGUCAGCUUCCUCUUCCGCCGACAACGGCGCCACGGCCGGCCCGCGUGGAACAUACAAUCCUGACCGAGCGACGGGUCAGCGAGGAGUGGUCAUCGACGAAACAUCUCCGGAUCUCUCGAAGUUUACACACAUCGAGUCAUCAAGGGGUGUGUGGGCCCUCCUUUUGCGGCCUGGGUAUCGCGGCUCGGGGAUCUGCGAUGGUGGGGGGUCGACGGGAAAGGCAUCGUAUCAAUCGAGGUAG